GCGGCGUAGGUCUGUUUACCACCACCAAAGGAAUUAACUGUGUACGGAGUUCUUUAAAUGAUUUGCACGUCCAAAUUCCUCCCACCUUAGCAUUGAAGGCAAGCGGAGUGUGACCACCAUAUCAGCCGUGAGAUAAAGAACGAGUAUUCAGAACGCAAGCCAGGAUCCAAAGAGUUACAAGGCAGUGUGGUGAACUCAGCGUUAUACAGCCCUCAUGAUGCCUGGUACGAGCUCAUCAGGUGGUGGCUUCAGUUUUGGCCAACCACAGACGGCACCAGUACAGACCACCACUAAAAGCCUUUUUGGCACAAGCGGUGGAGGAUUUAGUUUUGGAACUGGGACACCACAGGCAGCAUCUCAGCCCCAGCAAGCCUCCCUAGGUUUUGGUACUGGCAGCACUUCAGGAGGGUUUUCUCUUGGCCAGCCAGCAGCCACUAGUGCUCCUGGGAGUGGGUUCAGCUUCAGUGCCACCACUCCUGCAGCACCGGCCACAACCACAAGUAGCUUCAGUUUUGGUCUGCCGACAAGCACGACGGCACCAGCUGUUGGCAGUUUCGCUCUGCCCACUGCCUCUGUAGCUCCGGCCUCUACUGCUCCCACCACUCUCACAGGGUUCUCUUUUGGGACCACACCAGCUGCUCCCACCACCACAACCUCCGCCACCACUGGCUUCUCCUUUGGUCUUGGGGCGCCGGCAGCAACCAGCACGCCAUCACUCUUGUUCUCUGGAGGUACAGCUGCCCCUGCCAUUACUACACCAGCUGCCACCACAGCUGUCGUCCCUGCCAGCUCCUUUGGUCUUGGGGGAGCUCAACCACCCUCAGCCAGCACUGAUGCAAAUAGCUCUGGCUCCAAGACUAGCGGCAAGUCAACUAAAGACCAGCAUCUUUCCCAGGACUUGUUUGCUACCAUUGCUGUCUUUGAGUCACGGAAAAAUGCAGAAAAUGCAGCAUCGGAAGAGAACAUUCGACAGACUGCUGCUCCUUUCCACAAGAUUGGGGAGAAGGCAAAGGAGAUCCAAAAAGUCUUAGCGGAAAUAGCCAGUGAUCACCUGCAGCUUCAGGCAAACACCUCCAACCUGAAGGGGGAAGUGAUGAAGGAAGCAGAGCAUGUGGAGAUGGCCAAGAGGACCAAAGAGACCCCAAUGGGUCUUCAGGGGGACAACAAGGCUCCUGAGGUAUUCUUCAUCAACUUGGUGCGCUCCUUUGAGGCAGAGAUGAUGUACUUUCGAACCAAGAUAGAAGAGGUAUCCCAAUGCAUGCAGGCAGCCAGCAAUCCGUGCGAGACUGAGGAAGACAUUGCCGAGGUGCUACAACGGGAGCACGACACCUUGAAGGAUCUGGCAGCCAAGGUGUACGCCAAGCACAGCCAGCUGGUGGAGCUGAGCCAUCACCUCAACACCAAGGCAAGCCCCAAUGAACAAGAAUUCUUCCGACCUCAGGCCAAGGAGAACACCAAGACUCCGGCCUCGUCUGUGGUGCGGCCUGUGCUGGGGGGUGGAGGGAGUGGCUUGUUAGCAUUCCAGGAGCAACAGCAGCGAGCCAAGGCUGUCACCCUGGGGGCUGCCCCGCCCACACUGCCCCUCGCCCACACCACCACACCCUCCAUGUUCAGUGGCAACUCCAACACCACCUCCAUGUGCUCCCUUGGGCCAUGCUUUGGCAACUCAGGGUUUGGCCUUGGGACGGGUCUUACAGGGACUGGCAACACCACUUUUGGAACGAAGCCUCUGUUUGGGAACACUUCAACCUUUGGCAACACCAGCACUCCUGGAGGGUUGCAACAGAGCAGCACUGCCAGCCCCUUCAGCCUCAGCUCUCCAUUCAACACUAAGCCUUUUGGAACCGAAGAUGAUGAUGGGGACAGUCGGAGGAAGAGGCGGCUGUAGUGGCAUGUCUCUGUGUUUUUGUUGAGUCCACCUGCCUCUCUCAGCCUCGUCCACACCCACACCACCCUCAUACUGUGCUGCUCAUGGUGGUGGUGGUGGUGGUGGUGGUGAUGAUGGUAAUGGUGAUAGUUAACAGUAAUGAUUCUUUCUUGUUGUCUAGUGUUCUCUGCUGUUCUCUUUCUCUUUCUUUCUUUCUUUCUUUCUUUCUUUCUUUCUUUCUUUCUUUCUUUCUUUCUUUCUUUCUUUCUUUCUCUCUCUCU
Molecule: messenger RNA, 2148 nt
Organism: Portunus trituberculatus (swimming crab)
Lineage: Eukaryota; Metazoa; Arthropoda; Malacostraca; Decapoda; Portunidae
Gene: Nup58
Product: nucleoporin p58/p45-like
Exons: 13
Coding region: 215-1888 (557 amino acids)
Biological process (GO): nucleocytoplasmic transport
Cellular component (GO): nuclear pore
Molecular function (GO): structural constituent of nuclear pore
Source: RefSeq, a predicted model, not a curated record